Molecule: messenger RNA, 2720 nt
Organism: Oncorhynchus masou masou (cherry salmon)
Lineage: Eukaryota; Metazoa; Chordata; Actinopteri; Salmoniformes; Salmonidae
Product: ly6/PLAUR domain-containing protein 6-like
Exons: 2
Biological process (GO): positive regulation of canonical Wnt signaling pathway
Molecular function (GO): acetylcholine receptor inhibitor activity
Source: RefSeq, a predicted model, not a curated record
AGGCUAGAUACUGUUACACGCGGCACAAGAUGGACAUGGAGGGGGACAGUGUCUCUGUGACAAAGCGUUGUGUGGCUUUGGGAGACUGCCUCUCUACUGGAUGCUCUGAAGAAGACAAUGAAGGAACCAGGGUUUGCACAGCAUGCUGUGAGGGGAAUAUCUGUAACCUUCCUCUCCCCUGGAACGUGACGGAGGCUGUGUUCGCCACCACCUCACCCCUCAGCGGCACCACAGGGCUCUCACAGUGCUACACACUAACAUCCAGCCUGCUCUACUUCACCCUGCUCAUCUCCACCUAUGUCUGACCAGUGGAGAGAAACACACACACAUAUAUAUAUAAAUAGCAUUUUAUUUAACAGUUGAAGGUCUGAUACGACUAGAUGGACUCAAUAUACACCCGAUGGAGAUAGGACUCACUGCAGGUUUUGGACAAUUUAUUUCCCUUUUAAUUCAAUAGGAAACCAUUUUUGAUUAUCUUUCAUCGUUAUGCAGGGCCUCAAUAAAACAAGCACUUAGAGCUCGACACUGCUUCUGAAAUAGGCAAUAUGGCUGUCAAUCUUGAAGGAUCAAACAUACUAAAUAUCACAGUAUGACAUUGCAUCAUUCUCCCCCUACAAGUCUUCUGCACAGGGACAGAAGGAGGGGAAACAGUGCCGUGUUUGGACUCGUCAGUAGGCUAUAGGUCAUUGUAAAAGCUGCAAUAUUUUCCAGUGAUGAGGAAGAAUAACAGACAAGACAGCAGCUUCUGUGAGGAUUAGUCUGCUUGAACCUUUUGUGUGUUUUUAUGUUUUCACAUUUGUGAGUCAGUUCCCCAUGUGUUUGACACAUUAUGUACAUAUACAUAGUAUUUAUUUUUUUAAGGAACAUGGCUGUUAGACAGUGAUUAUGUAUGUGUGAAAUGUUAGCAUUUAGGUAAAGUGGAACAGAUAACAUUGGCACUGCUCAUGUUUUUAUGUGUAGUAUGUGGAGAGUCUUUUUAACAACGGAAUGAGAGCCUGGUGCCCAUCAAACAAACGUAGAACGCUUUGCAUGAGGUGGUGUUUCUGUUGUGGAAAAACUAUUUCCUCAAACCUUAAAAAGGAUUCGAGUUAAUUACAGGUCUAUUUUGGCUUAACAUUUUCCGUUGAUGAAAAUAAACCUGACUUUCCACACAUAUAAUGUAAGCCACCCCCAUAGCUAAGCUAAAAAAUACAUCUGACAUUCCGUACAGUACAGUAAGCUACCCCCAUAGCUAAGCACAGCACUUGGGCUAGGCUUCAGGAGCUGUACUGUAAUUCUAGCACUGAACCACAGUUUUAGUGAGAGGCAACAAUACAUGACACCAUUAUCUACUGAUACUACAUUACAUAUGCUCUUAACCAGAGCUCCUUACAGUAGUGAGUGCAUACAUUUUCAUACUUGUCUCCCGUGGGAAUCGAACCCACAACCUUGGCGUUGCAAGCACCAUGCUGAACCAACUGAGCCACACAGGAUGCUCUUUAGUAGGCUUUUACUCGCCCCUGUUUUAAUGUUUUCCGUUCUCGUGACACAUACCUCUGGUGUUUAUACGGUGUUUCGUGACAUGUUUGUCAUCCAUCACUCUUUGUUGGCCGGCGUGGCUGCCUGGCUGGCCGAGAAAAAUGCAGAGUAAGCAAAUACAGUGUUAUUGUUCUCCAGGCUUUUAUGAUUUGUUUAGGCUGACCGCCCGAGACAUAGAGGAGACCGGUCAUUUCAAAUGGUAUUUGAACCAAGGUGUGCAAGCCUCCGUCUCUGCUGUCUGUUCAGUAGCACUACAGGCAAAUGCUAAGAGGAAAAGAGUGAAUUUACAGAUGGCAAACGUUUUCAUCUACUGUAGUCUGCUCUGUUCACAUUUGAUAAAUUACAUUCAGUUUUUUUUUAUGGCGGGCCUUGUGUUGUCCACUAUCACAGCAAGAUUUUAUCCUGUAUUCUGAGCUCAGCCAGAAAUGAGGAUUGCACCCGAUUUGCAUUUGUCUGAGGAGGGUUCUGGACCAUCUGAAAUAAACAGAAAAAGGGGGCAGCUUUAAAUAAAGGUUCAAAUCCAGGUCAUGUGACGAUUGCUCAAAACACAGGGUCCUAUUUAUGGGGUAAACAAAGGAAUUCUUUGGGAUUUUGGCAACGAGGCCUUUUAUCUAUUUUCCUAGAGUCAGAUGAACUCAUGGACCCCAUUAAUGUCUCUGUGUCAAGUACGAAGGACCUUAGAGGUAGUUUCGCGGUUAGCAUGCUAGCAGAUACCCAUAGACUUCCAGUCAUUGUGUUAAUGCUACUUCACAUUGGCUCGCGAAAUAACCCCUAACCUUCAUACUGGACAGAGUCAUAAAAAUGGUAUUCAUGAGUUCAUCUGACUCUGGGUAAGUAGAUAAAGAGCGUCAUUGCCAAAAUCCCGAAGUAUCCCUUUAAGGGCUAGAACAUGUUGUUCCCCUUAAACUCUAGUAUUGCCUGAUUGAUUUAAUCUUUAAAAUAUUUCACAAGGUCUUUUGCAUUGUGACCUGAGAGCCAACAUAUCUUGCCAGAUGUUGCCUUAAUCUGACUCUAGAGAAGCACCGUACAAGUGCGUUUGCAUGAGUUUAUCAACAUUGAUAAUGUGGCUGUUGCAUGUUAUGUUGUGCCAAUUGAUAUUAUGUAAAUAUCAUCUCUGUUUUUUUACAUGCAAUGUUUUUGUAAAUAACUGUAUAUAUAGAUGUGAACGACUUUGUAACGUCAUAUUAAAGAUGAAGACAUGA